Messenger RNA from Momordica charantia (bitter melon), 2040 nucleotides. NCBI's taxonomy places the organism in Eukaryota, Viridiplantae, Streptophyta, Magnoliopsida, Cucurbitales, Cucurbitaceae. The record is from RefSeq and is a predicted model, not a curated record.
CAGAAGAAGGGGACGCAUAUUUAAAGCAGGGAACGGCGGAGUGUCGGAGCUUUUCCGAUAAGCGCGGCGGCCUGCUCCGACCUGCAAACAAAAAGAAAAGAGAGGAAAAAUAAAAGCUAUCUUUCCGAACAGUAGAAUCGAUCGUUUUGUUUUACAAGGAGUACUUGAAUUAGUGAAGGCGUUAUCUCUUUCUCUGUGAAAUUUCUCUGUCUGUAUUUCGGUUAGGUUGCAGGAAGCACGCCAGUGCUCGAGAUCGAGCUAUUUGCAGGCUUUUUCUUUACGUUUUUGCAUUUUCCUCGAGUGAUUUGAACGUUGCGAGUUAAGCUCCGCUGAAAAAAUUGCAGAUCUGCAAAGUUUUUCUAUGAAAUUAGGUGAUUUGAGUUAAUAUAAAAUAGAUGCAAAAUCUAGGUUUAGCUCUUGCCUCUCAGAGGUAAACACCUGUCACCCGCAUAAUUGAUGUAUGCUCCCCGGACCCAACAUUGUCCGAAGCUUGAUAAAUUUAAUACUUUCUUUUUUGUGCUUGUGUGGAUAAUUUGGAAACAUGAAUCUGUUAGUUUUUAUUUUUAUUUUUUUAAUUUUAAAUCCUUCUCACGAGUUGGCGUGUUAAUGAAAGUGUCUGCCAUUUUAGGACCAGAGAUGAAGCUUUAAAUACUGCGCAAGGCGGUCUCGUUAGCUCAGAUCCGCUUGAGGAGGUCUGAGAUAACCAGAGGUCUUUGCCUUAGGAGAGCACACAAUUUCUGCAACUUUUGAAAGUUUUGAACGGAAAGAGCCGCCUGCUGUGCCUGUGCUGACUAUAGAUUGUGAUAUAUCAAAGGGUAAAAGAAGGCCUUUUUAUUACUAAUCCAGACAGCACAAAGUAGUACUCUCUGAAUUAUCGUCAUCAAUAUGUACAGAAUGCAACCACCCCCCCACCUGCUGCACUUCAUCAUCUGCACCUCUUAUUUACAUCUCUAGAAAACCUGCACAAAUCAACCUCUCCCACUCUCUCUCUGUGUGCAGAGGUUAAAAAAAAAGAAAAAGAAAAGAGCAUCUGUCGUAGGUCAAAGGGGGUCUCCGUAAUUAAGGAAUGAAAGUGUUAUGGAGGUGGUGGAUAAUAUUCAAGAACAACCGCGAAAGUUCUCAAGGCUAGCAAAUGGCAGAAGUAGCGACCCCAAUAAGAUAGGAUUAAAAGGGGUUGAAAACAUUGGCCCGGAAGAUGGAGAAGACACAGAAUCCAAAAGGGUUGUUGGUGGUAGCGGCGCUGGAGGUGGAGCUGAUGAUGAUGCUAAUCGGCUUCGUGGGUGGCACCACUCCCGGAUUAUUAGGGUUUCUCGCGCUUCCGGCGGGAAGGACAGGCAUAGCAAGGUAUGGACUUCAAAGGGGUUAAGAGACCGAAGGGUUCGGUUAUCGGUUGCGACGGCGAUUCAGUUCUACGAUCUUCAAGAUCGGUUAGGUUUUGAGCAGCCAAGCAAGGCCGUCGAGUGGCUGAUUAAAGCUGCUGCAGACGCAAUAGCGGAGCUGCCUUCGCUGGAUACCUCUUUUCCGGAAACCCCAAAACAGCUGAGUGGAGAAAACGAUAUUAGUGUCACUGAACCUGUGCCGUUCGACUCAGCUGAGCAGAAUCAAAGCCAGCUACAUGUGUCUUUGUCCAAAUCCGCUUGGAGUAGUAACUCUGAAACCAGCAAGGGUUCAGGUUUGUCUCUCUCGCGAACUGGAAUAUGAAAGUGCAAGAAGGGAGACUUAGAAGCUGAGGCAGGUUCUGUUCCAAUCUGUCGAUUCUGUUAUUUGGUUGCUGCAGGAGAGGUCUCAAUUUAAAACACAAGUAUUUGCCGUCUGGAGAAACCUUUUUUGUUCCAGAUUUUGAAUGUAAUUUCCCUUAUUGUUGCAAGUCUUUGGAAGCCUUGUUUUUAAUAGCUAUUGUGUGCAGUGUUUUAAGCACUGGCAGUUUUUCCCUUGAAAUCCUUCCCCUUUAUUUGUGGAGUUGUUUUGUAUUGAUUUCUUUUUUGAAUAAAAAUCCCAUUGUCAGUUUUAAGUUAGUUGAAAGAAACAUGUGUUUUUUCU